Nicrophorus vespilloides is the source of this 288-nucleotide messenger RNA. Its product is annotated as ras-related protein Rab-8B. The record is from RefSeq and is a predicted model, not a curated record. Lineage: Eukaryota; Metazoa; Arthropoda; Insecta; Coleoptera; Silphidae. Gene Ontology annotation, cellular component: synaptic vesicle; trans-Golgi network transport vesicle; plasma membrane. Gene Ontology annotation, biological process: Golgi vesicle fusion to target membrane; cellular response to insulin stimulus; protein secretion. Gene Ontology annotation, molecular function: GTP binding; GTPase activity. The coding region runs from base 100 to 288 and encodes 62 amino acids. The transcript has 2 exons.
CAGUCAAAUGUGACACUUGUUAGUUUCUUUUUUUUACGCUACGACGUUGAACUGCCAAAAUUACCAACCGGUGUGUAAAAGUGUCUUGUGCAAACGAAGAUGGCAAAAACAUACGAUUAUCUGUUCAAGUUGUUACUGAUAGGUGAUUCAGGUGUGGGCAAGACAUGUGUGUUGUUCAGGUUCUCCGAAGACGCUUUCAAUACGACAUUCAUAUCCACGAUAGGUAUCGAUUUCAAAAUAAGGACGAUAGACUUAGAUGGUAAAAAAAUUAAAUUGCAAAUAUGGUGA